This is a messenger RNA of Desarmillaria tabescens, 352 nucleotides long. RefSeq lists its product as uncharacterized. The transcript has 3 exons. The record is from RefSeq and is a predicted model, not a curated record. Lineage: Eukaryota; Fungi; Basidiomycota; Agaricomycetes; Agaricales; Physalacriaceae. Bases 53 to 244 code for a protein of 63 amino acids.
CUAUACUCGUAUAAAAGGACAACUAAGUCCAUGCCCUCUCUCCAGCAUCACAAUGUCUGCCCCAGAAACCAAAUUCGCACCUACCCAAUCCUCCUCUGUCCUCGGCGGACAGAUUGUCGGUCGCACCCCUCGCGAGGCUGCUCCUCCUGCUGCCUUGAAGCUUCGUCUUGACCUUAACCUCGAGGUUGAGAUCGCCAUCCAGGCCAAGGUCAAUGGUGACAUCACUUUGUCGCUCCUUGAGUAAAUGUGCUACGCGCAUAACUAUUAGGGAGGGGUGGGCGUGCAGUCGUCCGUUCGAGACCUAGUCCUUGGUUGACAAUGUAUUAGUGUCUGUAGAUACCAAUGUCAGUGU